Leptopilina heterotoma is the source of this 6182-nucleotide messenger RNA. RefSeq names its product dual oxidase (gene Duox). The record is from RefSeq and is a predicted model, not a curated record. Gene Ontology annotation, molecular function: superoxide-generating NAD(P)H oxidase activity; calcium ion binding; peroxidase activity. The transcript is spliced from 24 exons. Bases 1568 to 6094 code for a protein of 1508 amino acids. Gene Ontology annotation, cellular component: NADPH oxidase complex; plasma membrane. Gene Ontology annotation, biological process: superoxide anion generation; defense response; response to oxidative stress. Lineage: Eukaryota; Metazoa; Arthropoda; Insecta; Hymenoptera; Figitidae.
CAAUGACAAGCACUUUAAAAAUGGCGGUGGAUAUUUAAAAAAAAUUAAAAAACGUAAAAACAAUUUUCAUUGGUUGUUUGAUAUAUUUCCUUGAAUUUAAACGAAAAGGAGGGAAAUAAUUGAAAAUAAUUAGCGGGAAUAACCUUGAUGGUAAUUCAACUGAUUUGUGCUGACAUCCUCUGGUCGAGUCGUGAAACGGGAACGAAAAUGACUUUGUCGACUGAAAAAAUGCGGGAAAUGGAAGGAUUUAUACCGAACCAGACGUAGAAAUUUCAAACGUGCGUCCAAAAAAAGAAGGACGAAUAAGGAAUAAGAAUAAGGACUGAAUAAGGACAAGAAUUCGAUAAUUGACAAUAAAUGGCAAACAAACGAGUUAAAAUAAGAAAAUGACAAUUAUCCUCUGAAAUAUGUGGAAAACAACUAUUUUCCAGUCCUGGAAUUUUUUCUUCGAUGUUUAGGGCUCAAUACCAUUUCAAUUAUUAUUUUGUCUUCUCCUGAAAUUUUGUACCAAAGAAGCCAUUUGGGAAGAAGAAUUAUUAUUUUCUAGAAGAAGUCAAGAUUGAAGAGAUAGAAGAGCGUAUUUCAGAAUGAAAAGCAUUUACAUUUUGGACAUUCACGAUGCCCAAACACCUUGUUCAAUGUCAAGAUGAGUGCAAUCCAAAACGGUUCCUGGAACAAAAAUUCCGACUGAGUCAUUCUCUCGUGUAUGAGUCGAUAAACCUGGAAGUGCAGAUCCGCCUCCAUAUUUUUUUUUAUUGGUUCUCGAAGGAAAUAUAUUCGGAACUUGAUAUACACCACAAGUGUUGGAGAAAUCCCCAUUGAUAUCGAAUGCAUCUGUAAAUGGAUUGUACAACUGCACAGUAUUCUCGUUUACUUGAUCAAUUGCCCACGAUAUCAAAGUGCCUGCUAGGUUGGAGGUGUCAGUUGAUGGUUUAGAUCGACCUUGAGUCCUAACUGAAAGGACAAUGGUCCUCUUGAGCAAUAUAUCUGUGCCGCAGACACAGAAUCUAGGCCUGCUUGUUUGUAUGGUGACGUCGUCGUCCGGGGCGAUUAUGAAGCGGUGGCGGUGGUGACGGCGACGGCAAACGAUUGCGGCGCUGCUGCACGUUUGCAAGGAAUGAAACAAAUAGGCCGGCGACUUUCACCGCCGCGGUUGCUCAGCUUCACUUCGCACCGCGCCGCACUUGGCCCAACAACUUUGUGGAGCUCAACUCUCUGAGAUAGUAAUGCCUCUCUUUUCAGGUGGGGGAUCUUGCUCGCCAGACACGAGACAUACCUGAGAAGCGGACGUGUGAAUUCUUUUUCCUGAAGUUGACCCGCGCACACGUGAUUAAUCUCUCCUCUUGUGCGGAGACUUUUUCCGUAUAUAAUCGGCCAGUUGUGUUUCAACUAUAAUCGUUCAUUUUUUUUUUUCUGGGGAAAAUAAAUAGGAAACAAAAGCUAUGGGUUUUGGUACAUGAUGACUAGAUGAUGAUGAUGUUAAAGAUGAUGAUGAAGAAGAUCGAAAUCCCGGCGAAGAGAAGCUAAUGUGCAAUGUUCGGGAACCUGCGGGUGCGAAAUUGUGACAAUGGUACACCGGACGUCUCGUUUCACCUUUCUGUUUCGUGUGUUGUGUGCUCUGUGGAUAUCCUUCGCCGUCGGUGUUGGAGCCCUGCACACCUUCACAGACAAGCAGAGGUACGACGGGUGGUAUAAUAAUUUGGCACAUCCCGAUUGGGGUUCGUCUGAUAGCAGGCUGAUACGAAAAGUGCCGGCUUCAUAUACAGAUGGAGUUUACAUGAUGGCAGGCCAAGAUCGGCCUUCGCCUCGGAAACUCAGCGAUCUCUUUAUGCAGGGCGACGAUGGACUUCCGUCUGUUAAAAACAGAACGGCGCUCUUUGCUUUUUUCGGGCAACUGGUCACAUCAGAGAUAAUCAUGGCCAGCGAAAGCGGCUGUCCAAUAGAAUUCCAUCGGAUCGAUGUCGAAAAGUGCGAUCCAGUUUUCGACAAAGAUUGCCAAGGCAACAAAUACAUUCCUUUUCUCCGCGCUGAUUAUGAUCGUCGCACUGGUCACAGCCCCAAUAAUCCCCGUGAACAGAUAAACAAAGUGACGAGUUGGAUUGAUGGCAGUUUCAUAUAUUCGAGCAGUGAAGCCUGGGCCAAUACAAUGAGGUCCUUCAGUAACGGAAGUCUUCUUAUGGAAAAAAGAAGACAAUUUCCCGUUCGAAAUACGAUGAGAGCACCGCUUUUCAAUCACCCAUCGCCAAAUGUUGUUCGCAUUGAAAGUCCCGAACGAUUGUAUCUACUUGGUGAUCCAAGAUCAAAUCAACAUCCUCCGUUGCUCGCUUUUGGAAUUAUUUUCUACCGUUGGCACAAUGUUAUUGCGGCAAGAAUUCAGAAUCAACAGCCAAACUUAUCAGAUGAAGAAAUUUUUCAAAAGACACGUAGAAUUGUCGUUGGAACUCUUCAGAAUAUAAUCAUGUACGAGUAUCUGCCAAUUCUUUUGGGGGAAAAAUUACCACCGUACAUGGGAUAUAAACCAGAUUUGCAUCCAGGGAUAAGUCAUAUAUUUCAGAGUGCUGCUUUUAGAUUUGGUCACACCUUAAUUCCACCUGGAAUUUAUCGUCGGGAUGCAAAGUGCAAUUACAAAGUGACUCAAACUGGACGACCUGCUGUGAGACUGUGUGGUACUUGGUGGGAUUCAACUGAAUUUUAUGUAAAUAAUACAAUAGAAGAACUUAUAAUGGGAAUGUCUUCGCAAUUGGCCGAAAAGGAGGACAAUAUUCUCAGUAACGAUAUUCGAAAUAAUCUCUUUGGUCCAAUGGAAUUUUCAAGAAGAGACUUGGGUGCAUUGAAUAUAAUGAGAGGUCGCGAUAAUGGACUUCCGGAUUAUAAUACUGCAAGAACAUUCUAUAAAUUGCCAUCGAGAAAAACUUGGAACGAAAUAAAUCCCGAGCUUUUCAAUAAAAAUCCCGGAUUAUUGAGAAUAUUGAUGGAGAAUCACGCGAAUAAUUUAAAUAAUAUUGAUAUUUAUGUGGGAGGAAUGCUUGAGUCAAGAAAUGGACCAGGAGAAUUAUUUGCCGCCGUUAUUAAGGAUCAAUUUUUACGAUUGCGUGACGCCGAUCGUUUUUGGUUCGAAAAUGAGGACAAUGGAAUUUUCACUAAAAGUGAAAUUGAGGACAUUCGCCGCGUGAGUUUGUGGGACGUGAUUACGAACACGACGAGCAUUAUUCCGGAUGCAAUACAACGAAACGUAUUCAUUUGGACUCAAAGGGAUCCAUGUCCACAGCCCUUUCAAUUGAAGGCCUCGAUGCUCGAUGCCUGUGUGCCAUUUAAACGUUACGACUACUUUGAGGGAAGCGAAAUAGUUUACAUCAAUUCCUGUAUUGUAUUGACAUUGGUACCAAUAGUGGUAAUUGCGGUAGCCUAUGGUCUAGUCAAAUUGCAAAAUAAGCGGCGGCGAAAAUUGAAAAUUCUUCAAGAAGUGAUGCGCAAGCAUAAGGAUGGAGGACGUCUUUACGUGGCGAAAAUGAUUGUACGAGAAUGGAUUCACGCGAAUCACAGUCGUUUAGUGAAAGUGAAAUUUGGACCGGAAGCUGCGCUACAUAUAGUUGACAGAAAAGGAGAGAAUCUCAGGACCUUGGACUUUACCAAUGUCAACACAAUCAACAUUGAGGAAUCUCAGGAAAGCGAAAGCGGUCAUCGCAAGGCGCUGAUUCUGUUGCGAAUACCUCGUGAUUACGACCUCGUCCUUGAACUGGAUUCCCUGAGCUCGCGUAGAAAGUUCAUUGCGAAAUUGGAGACAUUCCUAUCUUCGUACAAGAAGCACUUCACGUUGACACAGACCAAUCGAGAUAUUAUGCUAGCCAAAGCGGAAACGAGGGAGCGUCGUGAAAAGAAGCUCGAACAGUUUUUCCGCGAGGCGUACGCUCUCACGUUUGGUCUUCGACCUGGAGAAAGACGUCGAAGAUCUGAGGACAACGACAGCGGAGAAAUCGUCACAGUCAUGAGAACUUCUCUUUCAAAAAGUGAAUUUGCAAGCGCUCUUGGCAUGAAACCCGAUGCUAUUUUUGUCAAAAAAAUGUUCAGCAUCGUCGACAAAGACAAAGAUGGUCGAAUUUCUUUUCAGGAAUUCUUAGACACGGUUUUGCUUUUCUCGAGAGGUAAAACUGAUGACAAGUUGCGAAUUAUUUUCGACAUGUGCGACAAAGACAGUAACGGAGUCGUCGAUAAGGAGGAAUUCUCUGAAAUGCUGAGGUCUUUGGUGGAAAUCGCAUGCACCACAAGUUUAUCCGACGACAACGUCACUAAAUUAAUCAAUGGAAUGUUCCAAGAUGCAGGUUUGGAGAGAAAGGACUACUUGACCUACAACGACUUUAAAUUAAUAAUGAAAGAAUACAAAGGCGAUUUUGUUGCAAUCGGACUGGAUUGUAAAGGGGCAAAGCAAAAUUUUCUCGAUACGUCGACAAAUGUUGCGCGAAUGACGAGUUUUCAAAUGGAUCAUUUUCCACUCGAGGCAACAAAAUCGUGGCUCCGUAAACAUUGGGAUGGAAUUUCGACAUUUCUCGAGGAAAAUCGACAAAAUAUUUUCUAUCUCUUUAUAUUUUACGUCGUGACGAUUGCACUUUUCGUCGAAAGAUUUAUACAUUAUUCAUUCAUGACCGAGCACAUGGACCUGAGGCACAUAAUGGGAGUUGGAAUCGCAAUAACGAGAGGAUCGGCGGCCGCAUUAUCUUUUUGUUAUAGUCUUCUCCUGUUGACUGUGUCGAGGAAUCUUAUAACGAAACUAAAGGAAUUCUCGAUACAACAAUAUAUUCCAUUGGAUUCGCAUAUUCAAUUUCAUAAAAUUGCCGCGUGCACGGCACUUUUUUUCUCAGUUCUACACACCGUUGGACAUAUCGUGAAUUUUUAUCACGUCUCAACGCAGCCGAUAGCCAAUUUGCAAUGUCUAACGAGUGAAAUUAAUUUCGCCAGCGACGCGCGGCCUACAAUCACGUACUGGCUCUUUCAAACAGUAACAGGUCUUACGGGAAUUUUAUUAUUUGUCAUCAUGAUAAUUAUUUUUGUAUUUGCACAUCCGAAAAUUCGGCAGAAGGCUUACAAAUUUUUCUGGAUGACUCAUAGUCUUUACAUUGUACUUUACGCCUUGUGCAUAAUUCACGGACUCGCGAGAUUGACAGGCGAGCCGAGAUUUUGGAUUUUCUUCAUUGGACCAGCGAUUAUUUAUGUUCUCGACAAGGUGGUGAGUUUGAGAACAAAAUGUAUGGCAUUGGACAUAAUUGAGACGGAUCUUUUACCAUCGGACGUGUUAAAAAUAAAAUUCUACCGACCACCGAACUUGAAAUAUUUGUCAGGACAAUGGGUGAGAUUGGCGUGCACGUCAAUUAAAUCGAAUGAAUUUCAUUCAAUUACCUUGACCUCAGCGCCACAUGAGAAUUUCCUCUCGUGUCAUAUUAAGGCCCAAGGACCGUGGACGUGGAAGCUGCGCAAUUAUUUUGAUCCCUGCAAUUAUAAUCCAGAGGCGGAACGACCGAAAAUUCGCAUUGAGGGCCCAUUUGGUGGAGGAAAUCAGGAUUGGUACAAAUUCGAAGUUGCCGUGAUGGUCGGUGGCGGAAUUGGGGUCACUCCCUAUGCAUCGAUGCUCAAUGAUCUUGUCUUUGGAACUUCCACUAAUCGAUAUUCGGGCGUCGCUUGCAAAAAGGUCUACUUUUUGUGGAUUUGUCCAUCACACAAGCACUUUGAGUGGUUCAUAGACGUUCUGAGAGACGUGGAACGUAAAGACGUGACGGACGUUCUUGAAGUUCACAUAUUUAUUACUCAAUUCUUUCAUAAGUUCGAUUUAAGAACUACUAUGUUGUACAUUUGCGAGAAUCAUUUCCAGAGGCUGUCUAAGAAGAGCAUAUUCACUGGACUCAGAGCGAUUAAUCACUUUGGUCGGCCUGACAUGACGUCCUUCUUGAAAUUUGUGCAAAAGAAACAUAGUUACGUUAGUAAAAUUGGAGUCUUUAGCUGUGGACCCCGACCAUUAACAAAAAGUGUGAUGUCAGCCUGUGAUGAAGUAAAUAAAGGACGAAAAUUACCUUAUUUUAUUCAUCACUUCGAGAACUUUGGCUGAGAUCCACAUGGACAUUAAAAAAAAAUAUUAGUUUAUUUUUAAAGUGUAUUUUAUUAUUACUAUUACUAUUACUAUUAUUAUAAUUAUA